AUGUGCUGCGCUAGCAGCCCCGCAGCGGCCAAUCAUCUAGCACGACACAGCUCCAUCAGCGCAGUCUUGGCGGCGCACACGGCAGAAGCUAACCAAAGAUACAUACUCCGUAAUAUACAGGUACCGGCUGGCUGGGGAUGCGGUGCGAUGCUUGUCGUUCACGCUGGUAAUUAUCGUAUUGGUGGAAGCGAUAAGUCUGUCUCGUGCUUGCUGCCGACUACAAAAACUAUGGCGGAUGUGACGUAUCAUGUAUCUGCGUAUAUCCCAAUACUCAAGGAUUUAACCUAG
Blastomyces gilchristii SLH14081 is the source of this 288-nucleotide messenger RNA. RefSeq lists its product as uncharacterized. NCBI's taxonomy places the organism in Eukaryota, Fungi, Ascomycota, Eurotiomycetes, Onygenales, Ajellomycetaceae. The transcript has a single exon. The record is from RefSeq and is a predicted model, not a curated record. The coding region runs from base 1 to 288 and encodes 95 amino acids.